AAUUCAAAACCGACUGUCCCCUUCUUUGUAAGCACGACCUGUGUAGUGUCUAUCCACUGUCCGGUAAUAAUAGGAAAAAUUGAAUUCCUUUCCACCUCAAAAUUCCACAUUCAACACCUACUCGGCUGUUCCCUCCCUCCUUUUAAGCCUUCCGGGAGAUGCCGUUAACUGUUCUUCCCUGUAAUUUUCCCUAAAAUAAGAUUGAUUGUCUCAUAACUUGUUCUUUGGUAUAGAUUGGUGCCCCGGGAAAAUAUUUACGCUAGAGGCAUCCAUAACUUGAGAAGAAAGAUGAGCAGCUCGUCACCUGCACAUUCUUCGGUAUCGGCGGCGACGAGUGUCGGAGGAGGAGGGCAAGGAGGAAGUAGCAGCAAUGCCGCUUUGGUUUCAGACGACAAUUCUUCCUUCCAUUUCCCUACCGAUCUCAUCUCUCCCCAAGACCGCAAGGAGGAGGCACUCCUCGUUCUGAAGUCUGAUUUGAUGGCUGCACUUCACAAGGUUGUAAAGUCCUUAGAUGACGAUAAUUGGAUGUUUACUGCACCCCGCUCCCAAAUUAACCUUAUUUCAAGACCGGGUGGCUUUCCACACAAGAAAACAGAAAUUGCAAAGAGGUGGAAUUUUUCUCAGCCAAAAUGAUUUUUUCUACUCAAGCAAAUGGAAGCUGGAAGGCCUUUUGAAUGCUGGAAGGCCUUUUGAGUUGGUUAUAAACCGGCAAUCCUAACAUUGGUAACCGUCAAAUUUGUUGCUUUUCUAUCAAGAUUGUUGUUUCAAUUCUGUUUCUUUUUGUAAGAGACCCAAUGGCUGGUUUCCCAAUUGAACAUUCCAGAUGAAUUUGUAGUUGGUCCACUUUUGGGAUAGCAUAAAAGAAGCAGUGUUUUUUA
This is a messenger RNA of Nelumbo nucifera (sacred lotus), 878 nucleotides long. RefSeq names its product valine-tRNA ligase (gene SAMBA). Gene Ontology annotation, biological process: negative regulation of organ growth. The record is from RefSeq and is a predicted model, not a curated record. NCBI's taxonomy places the organism in Eukaryota, Viridiplantae, Streptophyta, Magnoliopsida, Proteales, Nelumbonaceae. Gene Ontology annotation, molecular function: anaphase-promoting complex binding.